This is a messenger RNA of Cuscuta campestris, 1615 nucleotides long. Lineage: Eukaryota; Viridiplantae; Streptophyta; Magnoliopsida; Solanales; Convolvulaceae. The record is from the annotation of a GenBank genome assembly.
ACCCAAGGGACAAAUAUUGAAAGAAACAAUUUUUAUUUUGCCUUAAUUUGCGUGUAAAAUCAAAGCAGGAAGUUUAUUUUAGAACGGAUGGAAUAAUAGGCAAUGCCAAUACUACUCCUUCCGUCCUAUAAUGUUCUUCCCGUUUGUGUUUACGAGGUGCAUACGUGGGGAUGAAUAUCGGAAUGGACAUAAAAAGGCCCCGACCUUCCGCCGCAAAAGUGGUGGCGCUUCUAAAAGCCCACCAAAUAAACCACGUCCGUCUCUACUACGCCGACGUCAAGCUUCUCAGAGCUCUCUCCCUCACCGGAAUCCAGGUCGUCGUCGGCGUCACCAACGACGAGGUAAAAUACUUCGCUAAUUACCCUUCUAAAGCCGCGCGGUGGGUGAAGGAGAUCGUCGUCGAACUCUCUCCGGCAACAAAUAUAACCGCCAUCGCCGUCGGCAACGAGUUCCUCACUAUGCUCCCGAAGAACGAGUCCCGUUUUCUCGUCCCGGCGAUGAACAACCUUCACAAAGCCUUAGUCGCCGCGAAGCUGAGCCAGAAAGUGAAAGUCUCUGCACCCCAGACGACGGAGGUGAUGGUGGGCACAUUCCCGCCUUCCACCGCGAAGUUCAGCCGGGAAUCCACACUCCGGCGACUCCUCCAGUUCCUGAAAAACACGGAUUCAUUCUACAUGGUCAACGCCUACCCGUACCGUCAAUACGUCGACUCCGGCGGCGUUUUCCCGAUCGAGUAUGCUCUGUUCCAGCCGGGGCAGAAAAUCACGGACUCAAACACGGAUUUCCAGUACGAGAACAUGCUGGAUUCCUUGAUAGACGCCACGUAUUUCGCCAUGUCGGCCCUGGAAUUCCGGCACAUCCCCGUCGUCGUGUCGGAGACCGGGUGGCCGUGGGCCGGCGACAACGAAACAGAGUCCCAGGCGACGGUGAAAAACGCGGAGGCCUACAACAACAACCUGAUCCAGCGGGUCCUGAACGGGUCGGGUCCGCCGAGCCGGAAGGAGAUCCCGAUGAACGUGUACAUCUACGAGAUGUACAACGAAGACGACAUGCCCGGGCCGGUUUCGGAGAGAAGCUGGGGAGCCUUCUUCUCCGACGGGUCGCCGGUGUAUCCCCUGAAUUUCACGACCGGUUCGCCGGGGAAGGUUCGGGUGAACUCGUCGUUCCCGGGGUUCUGCGUGGCGAGGGCGGAGGCGAAGGAUCAAGGUCUGCAAGGCGGGAUCGACUGGGCGUGCGGGCCCGGAGAAACGAACUGCUCGGCGAUAGAAUCUCCGAGGAAUCCCUGUUACGGGGACAGCGUGAAAAACAGAGCUUCGUUUGCGUUCAAUGAGUACUUCCAGAGGAUGCGUUUCUGUGGGGGGAAUUGUGACUUUAGUGGGACUGCAAAUUUGACUGAUAUUGACCCCAGUUAUGGGUCAUGCAGGUUUACCCAAAUACUCAACUCGACCAGGCCUGCUUGCCCAUCCACAUCACCGCCUUCGGGACCCGCGGGCGAAAUUGGCAAAGCAUCGAGGAUUCAAAGUUCAUUCGGGCGGGUUGCAACGACAUUUGUAGCUCUUGUGUUUCUUGAAGUUUGGACAUCCAGAUAUUGAAGUAGUAAAUUUUGUUGUGCAAU